AUGUCCUGGCAAGCUUUCGUCGAUACUAGCUUGGUCGGUACCGGCCACAUCACCAAGGGCGCCAUCAUCAGCAUAGCUGGCGACAGCGCUUGGGCUUCCUCUCCUGAGCUGACGAUUCAACCUGCCGAGAUGAAGGUCAUUGCCGAUAUCGUCGCUGGCAACCAGGCUGCCAUCGACAAGGCUUACGCUGAGGGCAUUCACGUUGCCGGAGUGCGCUACGUUUUGACCAAGACCGCGGACGACAUCUACGCACGAGCUGGCCGUGAUGGUGUUUGCAUUACCCCCUCCAAGCAGGCCAUCGUCGUCGGCAUUCACAAUGAAGCCGUGCAGGCCGGAAACGCCACCUCGGUCGUCGCCGCUCUCGCCGAUCACCUUAAGAAGACCGGAUAUUAA
Molecule: messenger RNA, 393 nt
Organism: Trichoderma breve
Lineage: Eukaryota; Fungi; Ascomycota; Sordariomycetes; Hypocreales; Hypocreaceae
Product: profilin domain-containing protein
Exons: 5
Coding region: 1-393 (130 amino acids)
Cellular component (GO): cell cortex
Molecular function (GO): actin monomer binding
Source: RefSeq, a predicted model, not a curated record